AUGGUAAGAUUAAUAAUAGAGUGGGUGGAAUCUCGACUUAGAGAUGGUAGUGAUAAUAAUAUAGAUAAUCCAACUCCUGGUACUCCAAAACAAAAUUUUCAAAUGGAAUAUCCACCUGAACCUUUUUUUGGGUUGAUAUCAUCAUCGGAAACAACAACUAUUGACACUAUUAUAAAUGAAAAAAUAAACAAGGUACAAUCACCACCACCAAAUUACGAAACUUCAACAACUUCUCAGUUAACAUCACCAUCAUCUAUGUUAUUGAAUAAUUCAAUAGAUCAUCAGUUCAUGAUUCAAUUGUUUAAAUUUCAUACAUAA
Entrophospora sp. SA101 is the source of this 318-nucleotide messenger RNA. NCBI's taxonomy places the organism in Eukaryota, Fungi, Glomeromycota, Glomeromycetes, Entrophosporales, Entrophosporaceae. The record is from the annotation of a GenBank genome assembly.